UUCACUGCAGUCAGACUCUGCCAGUAUGGGAAUGUCGCUAGCCAUUUCCUCCAGUUAGCCGUGAAAAGACGGCGAUAUCAAACAUAAAACAGACGACACGGGAACCAUGUCACACCAUAAGGUGGUGACCGGAUGCAAACUGGUCGCCGUGAUUCUUCUGUGGCUUGGUGCCUCUGCUGAAGACAGACGUGCAGGCCGUGCUCAUGCCGCAGAGCCCCAGGAGCACACAUCACACCGCUCUAUUGGAUUGUCUGACUUGGUGAUAGUGAUCCAGAGUCAGAGGAACUCCUUCCACGCCCGCCGAGGUGGUCAGAGGAAGGUGGAGAUUCUUCAGCAGGCAGCCGAGCUGGGACAGGGAGAUCCAGUUGUUCUUCUUCUCCAUGAGCUGUUAGAGUAUGAAAGGGAUUGGAUGAUCAUCCCGUUGCUUCCUAAUCUCUCCGCCACUUAUGGCCAAUCAGCAUCCUGGUUUUUCUUCAUCGAGGAGGAAACCAUCAUCACACUGCCUAAUCUGCUGAAGGUCCUCCACAGAUAUGAAGUCCAGGAGGAAUGGUUUUUGGGUAAGCGUCUCCAUGACAACGAGGCCUCCAUUAUCCACCACUAUGCGUUCUCUGAAGACCCCAGUUCCUUUAGUUACCCUGACCCUGCAGCAGGCUGGGCUCUCAGCAUACCGCUGCUCCAGAGACUCGCUGAGCAGAUCAAACAUAAGCAUCUGAAGUCAGACUUCACUAUCGACUUGAAACACGAGUUGUCUUCAUGCCGGUCUUUGUUUUUCGAGCUUGCGUUGUACAUUUGGGAGGAAGGAAAUGGUCCAAAGCUGACAGCAGUUCCAGAGUUUUGUACAGACACGAGCGACAAAUGUGCAACAACAUUUACAACCUACCUGCCCAACUGUGGAAAUCCGGUGUCGAGGAAAGAAGUAUUUGUUGCUGUGAAAACUUGCCACAGAUUCCACUCAGAACGAGUCCCAGUUGUUAAGGCAACCUGGGAAAAAGAUGCUGGGUUUUUAGAGUAUUACAGCGACGUCACUGAUGCCUCCAUACCCACAAUCAAUCUGGGAGUGCCCAACACUGAGAGAGGGCAUUGUGGGAAGACUUUUGCCAUCUUGAGGCGGUACUUGAGCAAAGAUGUGCCAGAGGCUGAUUGGCUACUCAUUGUGGAUGAUGACACACUCAUCAGUUUACCCAGGUUGAGGCGACUGCUGCGAUGCUACGACCCAAAGGAGGCGGUGAGCCUGGGUGAGAGAUACGGCUACAGCUUGCUUCUGAACGGAUACAGCUACACCACCGGAGGAGGAGGGAUGGUCCUCAGUCGCGCGGCGGUGUCCAGGCUAGUUUCCAGUGGGUGUCGCUGCUACAGUGAUGAUGCUCCUGAUGACAUGGUGCUGGGCAGGUGCUUCACUUCCUUGGGUGUUCCCAUCACACACAGUCCACUGUUCCACCAGGCACGACCAUGUGACUACUCCGAAACAUUGGAGCAGGCCGUCUCCUUCCACAAGCACUGGAACAUAGAUCCUGUUAUCGUCUACAAACACUGGCUGCAGGACACACAACCCACGGUUGAACUGUAGGAACACUGUGUUUACAAUCCAUAACGCUUUCAAUACUGUAGACAAACAUUCAUUUUACAGCAUAGACCUAAAGAUAAAUAAACAAGCAGCAAAACGCGCCCUGAAACAUAAUUCUUACCUGCCUUAAUGAAUGAGAGCAGAACAGCUUUAUUAAAAAGCACCAACAGACAGACAAACCUGCUGAGUGAAUAAAAUGGUUCUCUGCUUCCACUGGAUGAGUAGCUUUAACCUUCCUCCUGUGUUAGCUUUCUGUUACCAUCUCUUAUGUUAACAGGUCGGUUUUGACCCGUGUCUUAAAUCAGCUGUAAAAUACACUAAAAACAAUUAUCUAUCAUCCAAUUUUUUUCUCAUCUCUUGGUUACCUUGUUAGGCUUCCUUAUCCAUUAAAAUAUUGGUUUUAAUAUUUUUGGUGUGGGCCUCUGGGCCUUUUCUUUGUCAGUAUACGUGGGCUUUUUGUCACUUCUUGAUGACACAGCUGCAUCUUUGUGAAGAGUAGACAUAAGUAUCACAUUCCGUUUUUUUUUGGACAAUAUGAGACAACAGUGGUGGUGUCUGUAAAAGCAAACUUUGCAGAAAGUGGAGCCCUGUCCUUCACCUGCAAGAUUUCAACAGGCAGCUCAGGUUUAUUUUUCUUCACUGUGCCCACCAUGGUAAGUUUCCUCCUGAGAAGUUCUUGUCCAAGGUUAUAGCUGGUAAAGAAAUUGUGCCGUCUUUGUUUUGUUUUUGUGCAGGUAUACUGGAUAACAAUGCAAAAUGAGAAUCCCCUAAAGCUCACAUGAUUGGGAGAGGAGCUGGCUGUCACUGUGUUGGCUGACAGUGCACUUAUGAUUUCAGUUUUGGCUCUAAUUAUUGCUUUAUAAUCUUAUUUUUAUAACCGGGUCGAAACCGACCCUAACAACACAAAGGUCAUAAUUUCAACCAGAGCAUUUUAUAAUUUAGUGAAACAAAAUGUUUUUGUUUUAUUUUGUUGAAAUAGAGGUUCCUGGCAAAGUCAUAAAGCCUUGAUGCAAAUAAACCAAUUUAUGUGGUUCUUUUAUGCAUUUAAAACCUAAAACGGGUCGGUGCCGACCCUAACACAAGAGGAAGGUUAAACACCUGUAUACGUCAGGGAUUUGAAGAUGACUCUGUGUCUGUCCUUUUGCCCAUGACAUGUCACAACUGACAGGGAAAAGGUCUACAACAAGACACAACAGUGCUUUGAGUUCUAAUGCUGCCAUCGGCAGGCUCACAUGCUCAUGUUUAGCAGGUACGUUUACCAUGGUCUGCAUCUCAGUUAGCAUGCUAACAUUUGACUGUGAGAGAAAAUGACACACUUAGAGACUUUACAUUUCUGGAAAAGCCGGAGGACUUCCUGUGGACAUCAGCGGUGUCUAUCAGCGGUCAUCUAGACUGGAUCUGAAAGCGCUCACUGAUUUGACAUUGAGCCACACUGGCUGCCACUUGGAUUGUGAGAGUGGAUGUCUUGAGAGUAACUGCUGUCACUUUACCCCAAAACCAAAAUGUGACCAUAAACCCAGAUGUUUCAUUUAUUGAAAAAAGAUUGUGUUGAUAUAUUUGUGUGAUCUGAUAUGUAUGAUACAUCUUGUAUUGGUGAUGUCUCAAGACAUACACUGUUUAUUUGUGUUUUAUUUAAUUUAUUUAGCCAGUUAAGUCAAUCUCUACAAGGGAGACCUGAAGUUGCGGAACAAACAAUACAACAUCAGGUUAGAUCAAAUACUACUAAACAAGUAAAAGUACUAAGACAUCGAAAAAGCAUGUAAGCUAAGAAUAGAGACAAUUAACAAAGGAGUAAUUUGCCCUAGAAUAUAAUAAUUGGAUUAAUUGGCCCCAGUAAUAUUCUAUACUAUUGUGUUAAUUUUCCUUAAUGCAAACACACUUUUUGAAAAAUGCUUAUUCUUUUUCCCGUGAGUUCCCAAAAUAUCUAACUGUUCCUUUCAUUUAAAAUGUCUGUUAAAUAUUCUGAAACACAUUUCCAAAUUCUGCAUAAAAAGUUGUGCACAUGUUUUUAUGAACUUUUUAUACAGUGGGUACGGAAAGUAUUCAGAGCCCUUUAAAAUGUUUCACUCUUUGUUUCAUUGCAGCCAUUUGCUAAAAUCAAAAAAGUUCAUUUU
Molecule: messenger RNA, 3678 nt
Organism: Cyclopterus lumpus (lumpfish)
Lineage: Eukaryota; Metazoa; Chordata; Actinopteri; Perciformes; Cyclopteridae
Gene: b3glctb
Product: beta 3-glucosyltransferase b
Exons: 15
Coding region: 107-1567 (486 amino acids)
Cellular component (GO): membrane
Molecular function (GO): acetylglucosaminyltransferase activity
Source: RefSeq, a predicted model, not a curated record